AUGGCCAAGUUUAAGAUGAAAGUCUGCCAGCUUCGGCAGCUUUUUGUUUUGUUUCUUCAUUUGUCAAGUGUUUUAAGUUUCAGUGAGUUGUCCUUCAUCACGGAGCCCAGUGAUGUAACUGUUCUACCAAAGGACCCCGCGGUCUUGGACUGUCAGGCUCAUGGGCAGCCUCCAGUCCACAUCAAAUGGCUAAAAAAUGGAGUUCGCUUGGCAGAAAGUGAGCACAUACAGUUUCUGCCGAAUGGCUCCUUGUACAUACCAAAUAUAAAACAUACCAAGGAGAAUUCAGAUGAAGGAUUCUACCAGUGCCUCUCGCAAAACAAAUAUGGAGCUAUCCUAAGCCAAAGAUCACGUCUGACUAUCGCAAGUAUCUCAGAGUUUGUGGUGCAUCCUGUGCCUAUGGUGGUGACUGAGAGCUCAGUGGCACGAUUCUCCUGUGCAGUCACCUCCAGUCCUCCUGCAACCAUCACCUGGGAGCUCAACCAAAGCACAUUACCCCUACAGACAGACAGAAUUACAGUUUUACCCAACGGAGUUCUUCAGAUCCACAAUGUACAACUGGAAGAUGCUGGAGAGUAUCGAUGUGUUGCAACUAACAUCGGUAGCCGUUUGAAGAGUGAAGAGGCCACACUGACAGUCAACCAAGGUGUGGACCCCAAACCUCUUCAGAGGCCCAGAAUCAUAGCCGGACCUCAGAACAUCACAGUUUCCCUCCACCAAACUGUGGUGCUAGAGUGUGUAGCCACAGGAAGCCCUUGGCCCAUCAUCUCCUGGAGCCGCGCUGACAGUAAACCCAUUGAUGUGUACAAUGCCAAAGUGUUGGGCAAUGGGAACCUGGUUAUUACUGAUGUCAAUUCCAAACACAGUGGAGUCUACCUCUGCAGGGCCACCACCCCUGGAACCCGCAACUACACGAUUGCUGCUGCCAACCUCACGGUUCUAGUGCCACCAUCCAUUGUCGAGAGGCCCGAGAGCCAGACCCGUCCAAGGGCCGGCACUGCCCGUUUUAUGUGCCAAGCAGAGGGAAUGCCUCCACCUCGCAUUAGCUGGCUCAAGAAUGGAGAAGAGGUUCAUUUAAAUGGUCGGAUUAAGAUGUACAACAGUAAAUUGGUGAUUACCCAGAUCAUCCCUGAGGAUGAUGCCAUCUAUCAGUGCAUUGCUGAGAAUGAGCAGGGUUCUGUGCUGUCUCUGGCUCGCCUUAUUGUUGUCAUGUCAGAGGACAGGCCCAGUGCACCAAGAAAUGUUCACGCAGAGACCAUCUCAAGCUCUGCCAUCUUACUGGCCUGGGAGAGACCCCUCUACAAUGCAGACAAAGUCAUUGCCUACUCCAUCCAUUAUAUGAAAGCUGAAGGUCUAAACAAUGAGGAAUACCAAGUUGUUAUUGGCAACGACACGACCAGUUAUAUCAUUGAUGACCUCGAGCCAGCUCGAAACUACAGCUUUUACAUUGUGGCUUAUAUGCCAAUGGGAGCCAGUCGUAUGUCCGACCAAGUCAGUCAACAUACCCUGGAGGAUGUGCCUCUGCGUACUCCAGAACUAAGUCUGACCAGUCAAAGCUCAACAGAUAUCCAGGUGAGCUGGCAGCCGCUGCCUGCCAAGUUAAGCCGUGGUCGGUUGUCUGCAUACAGACUUUCCUAUCGUACAGCUGCAGACAACACAGUCAUCUCUGUGGAGAUACCUCAGAACAGCACUGAAUAUCUCCUGGAGGGCCUGCAGCCUGACACCAUCUACCUGCUCCGCAUGGCUGCAGCGACACGCGUGGGAUGGUGUGAGCCUUCAGCGUGGACAUCCCACCGUACACCUAAGAUUACCAGCAGCAAAGUGCCUUCAGCCCCUAUUCUUCAACUUGAACCGCUUAACUGCACCUCCAUUGUAGCACGCUGGCAAACCUCCCCAGAAUCUGUGCCUGCCCAGAGUUACCGGCUGUGUUACCACGAGGAAAGCCAACCAGAGCAGCCCGUCAUCCAGCUGCAGGCUCAAACCUACACCUACACCAUCAGUGGCCUUGAUCCAAGGAGAAAGUAUCAUGUCAAGAUCUUAGCUGUCAGUCAAGAAGGAGAUGGCUAUCAGGCAGACCAAACAAUUAGUACUCCUGGAUGUGUGUCGGCCAGAGACCAACCAGCAGCAACCCCUCCACCUCCAGAUCAUGUGACUGCCUUGGCCACUAAUUCAUCUGCGGUGUCCCUGCGUUGGAGCAGACCUGCCUUCACCUCAGGAAAGACUGUCAGCUAUACUGUCCGCUGUACACCUGUGGGCACACACAACGCCUCCGCUAUACGCUACAUACAAACUACCAAACAGAGCGUGGUUGUUCCGAAUUUGGAUUCAAACACUCGCUAUGAGUUUGUGGUGCGUCUUCAUGUGGACCAGAUGUCGAGUCCCUGGAGUUCUGUUGUUUACCAUCGGACCCCACUAGCAGCGCCCAGCCAACCACCUGCAGGAGUGCGAGUAACUCUGAUUGAGGACGACACUGCAUUGGUGUCCUGGAGGGAGCCCACAGAGCCAAAUAUGGUGAUCACACACUAUACCAUCUUGUACGCUUCCCACAAAUCGUGGAUGGCUGGACACUGGCAAAUAAUACAGAGAGAGGGGAGCCAUACGAUGGCCCUGCUGGAGAAGCUGGAGGCGGGAAAUGUCUACCUGGUGAAGAUUUCUGCCUCCAACCAGGCCGGGGACGGACCUUUCUCUAACAUUGUAGAACUGGCACUAAAACGAGGAACCGUUCACCGCAGCAAGAAUCCCAGACACUCUGGCAGCUUUCAUGACACAACAGUGUUCUCUGAUGGUCUCUACCACAUAGACCAGAGGUCCAUGACAGGGAUCAUUGUUGGUGUGUGCAUCGCCUUGGCCUGUAUUGUUAUGUGUGCUUUAAUCCUCAUCAGCAAGGGUAGACCAAGAAAAUCUUCCAGUCACAAAGUCAUUGCUGUGGCAACUGGUGAAGGCCCACAUGCUGGUUUGACCCUCCCCAGUGAACUGCAUGCAGAGAAUGCUGAGGCCCUGUUACCCAUGAUAAGUGCUCACUUUCUAGAUGCCGAGGGUGGAUCUAAUGUGGUCAUAAAUACUGCCGGUCCACUCAACAGCAAGAAUCAAAGCAAGAAGUGGCUGCUCUUCAGGAGGGAAAUCAACAAUCAAACUGAAAGUGAUGUUGAGAGGAGGGCUAGUUUGUAUGAGCCUGGCAAAACUGUUCUGAGGUAUGAUGAGCAUUUAGGCUCACCACCCCUGCCACCUUCGUCCCGCGAGAUCAUCUAUGGACCGUUUCACUCGGAGAGCUCUCACACCAGUGAGGGCAGCCAGGAGACUGGAGACUCUGGACACUACUCCAACGAAGAAAGCAACGAAGAGAUGAGCAAUCCUUCGACCAGCCGAAGCUCCAGACCUGAAUCUUUCGGGACGGACGACGGCGCUGCUGAUGCUGAGCUGAAACAGUCUUUCAAAGUGGAAAAUGAGGAGAAUCUUUGCCUCCGUCACUCCGCCCCUGAUGCCAGCUGCCUCUGCUGCAGCUCGGAUGGCUCUCAUCCUUCCCAGCACUUGUCCCAAGCAGCCGGCUCCUGA
Molecule: messenger RNA, 3552 nt
Organism: Scomber japonicus (chub mackerel)
Lineage: Eukaryota; Metazoa; Chordata; Actinopteri; Scombriformes; Scombridae
Product: protogenin B-like
Exons: 19
Coding region: 1-3552 (1183 amino acids)
Biological process (GO): axon guidance; cell-cell adhesion
Cellular component (GO): plasma membrane; axon
Molecular function (GO): protein binding
Source: RefSeq, a predicted model, not a curated record